This is a messenger RNA of Pleurotus ostreatus (oyster mushroom), 534 nucleotides long. RefSeq lists its product as uncharacterized. Lineage: Eukaryota; Fungi; Basidiomycota; Agaricomycetes; Agaricales; Pleurotaceae. The coding region runs from base 1 to 534 and encodes 177 amino acids. Gene Ontology annotation, molecular function: structural constituent of ribosome. The transcript has 2 exons. The record is from RefSeq and is a predicted model, not a curated record. Gene Ontology annotation, biological process: mitochondrial translation.
AUGCACAUUGAUCCACCUAAUAUACGGUACGAUGUUCCGGGGUACGCAGCGAAAGACGAACACGUUGGGGAUCCUAAAAAAGAAAUAAUCCGGAAAACAUUAUACCCAAGCAACAUCCGCAAUCGCGCGUCGCCGACGGGUACUUGGAGACCAGACGUCGGACGCGCCCUUCAAUACGCCAUUCCUUCGGUGCAAGCACACGAAACCAUUGAGCGUGCUUGGCUGCUUCACAAGCGUCACGUUCGCAAGCAGCGCGACGCCGAGUUGGCGAGGAAGUACCAAUGUAUGAAGAAGGCUAUGGAAGAGUUGGAGAAGGUCGAUAGCAAGCUCUUCAUGGAGGCCAACAAACCGGAGGACCCGAGGGCUAGGAGUCAGACCGAGAUGGAAUUGGCGAAGACGCUGAAGGGCUCUGAGAAGAAAACGCUGGAGGCGCGUAUACGAGGGCUUUUCCCGCGCGAGUUACGCAUUCCCGCCGAUACACCUUCGCGCACUGGCUGGAAUUAUGACUGGAAGCCAUUGCAGAGACCUUUAUAG